Molecule: messenger RNA, 3144 nt
Organism: Chilo suppressalis (striped riceborer)
Lineage: Eukaryota; Metazoa; Arthropoda; Insecta; Lepidoptera; Crambidae
Source: the annotation of a GenBank genome assembly
GACAACUGUGUGUUAAAACAAUAUCUGCUUGUCAGUACCGCGCCGGCCACCGAGCAAGCCGAGUGUGUGAUUGUGUGUAGUGGCUGAAAACACUCAUUGUCACCGUCUACCUGUCUGUCACUUGCCGCUCUCGCCGCCGCGGUCGCCGGAGCCACCCAUCGCUUCCCGCCAUUUCUUCUCCGGCUGCCAUACUCUCUACACGUGCGCAGCGCGGCAAAACCAGUGACACGCAAAACGAACGAUACAAAUUCAAACACAAAACUCGCAUAACGCAUUCCUUUUCCAUCUGUGAUAAUGGUACAACUUUAGUGUCGUGAAUUCCAAAAUAAAAAAGUUUACAAAGUUUCUGUAAUGCGGUUAUUAGUAUAAGAUGUCUCGAGCGUCGGCGUUCAAGACAGUUUUUUAAAUUUUUAUAUUGACGAACUCGGUCGGGGUACUAAUGAUGACAAAGUACAAGUUGAACAAUACAGUGAGGUCGGCGUCGGAGGUGACUCUGACUUCGUACAUGACCGGUAGUAUGGACAGCAGGAAGGACGAGAGACACUACCAGAUACCGGAGUUGGAUACCAAUCAGAAUGACAACGCCAACACUGAGUCCAAUAGGAACUUGGACGCGUCGAGAACGUGCAAUGUCUGUCCUCAUUCUUGCGAGUUCCUGCAUCAGAGUGGAAAGUUCGCUGCUUCCUUAGUGAAGGAGGAAUGCGGGAAGUUUGGCUUGAACGAGCUCAAAGUGGAGGGGUUGGAGAAGAACGUGUGCCUGUGCGAGAAGUACAACGGAGGCUGCAAGCUGUGUCCGCGGCCCAGUCUCGCACCUACCCUCAAUCUCAGCCUGGACGGGAAGGAGUCUUGUCUCUCCUGCCACGACUCGACCUGUGCCACACACUUCAACCACACCAAUGGCUACGGAGGGGGAGGUUUUCCAGAGAAGGAGCAGGGUGGCGGCAGUGGCAGCGGCAUCAGCUGGCGGCAGCUAGCAGCCAGACGCGCGCGAGCCUGCUGCUCCACCAAGAUGCUGCUGCGGCGGGUGCCGAUCCUCGCCUGGCUGCCACAGUACUCCAUCAGAAGCGGACUGGCUGAUAUCAUUGCAGGCAUCACGGUCGGUUUGACUGUGAUACCUCAGGCGAUCGCGUACGCAGGCGUGGCCGGGCUGCCGCCACAGUACGGCCUCUACUCCUCCUUCAUGGCGUGCUUCGUGUACACGGUGUUUGGGUCCGUGAAGGAUUCCGCCAUCGGCCCGACCGCCAUCGCCGCCAUACUCACCAGGGAGAACCUGCACGGUCUCGGGCCGGAGUUCGCGGUGCUGCUGGCGUUCCUGUCAGGUUGCGUCGAGCUCAUCAUGGGCAUACUGCAACUUGGAUUCCUCAUCGACUUCAUCAGCGGGCCGGUGUCGGUGGGGUUCACGUCUGCGGCCGCCAUUAUCAUCGCUACCACGCAGGUCAAGGACAUCCUGGGGCUCAGCUUUCCCGGGGGCAAGUUUCUGCAGGUUUGGACGGGACUCUACGAGCACAUCGGUGAGACUCGACUCUGGGACGCCGUGCUCGGCGUCUCGUGCAUAGUCGUGUUACUGCUUCUGAGGAAAGUGAAAGACAUCAAGGUGGGGUCAGUAGGCCCGGAAGCAGGAGAGCGCGCGCGGCGCGUGCGGGGCUGCGUGUCGCAGGCGCUGUGGUUCCUGGCCACCACGCGCAACAUCCUGGUGGUGCUGGUGUGCGCCGCGCUGGCAUACUACUUCGACACGCAGCAGAAGGCGCCCUUCGUACUCACAGGUGACGUGAAGGCCGGGUUGCCACAGUUGUCGCCGCCGCCGUUCUCGGCCACGGUGGGCAACCACACCUACACCUUCGUGGAGAUGGCCUCCACGCUCGGCUCCGCCAUAUUCGUGGUGCCCCUGCUAUCUAUACUGGAGAACAUCGCGCUCGCCAAAGUCUUUUCGGAAGGCAAAUACGUGGACGCGACCCAGGAGAUGCUGGCGCUGGGCGUGUGCAACAUCGCGUCGUCGCUGGUUGACUCGAUGCCGGUGUCGGGCGCGCUGUCCCGCGGCGCCGUCAACCACGCGUCCGGCGUCGCCACCACCGCCGGCGGCCUCUACACCGGCGCACUCGUGCUGCUGUCCUUACAGUAUUUCACUCCAUAUUUCUACUACAUUCCGAAGGCGUCGCUUGCAGCUGUCAUCAUCGCCGCUGUAGUUUUCAUGAUGGAGUUGCACGUGUUCAAACCAAUUUGGAAGACGAAAAAGGUUGACCUGAUCCCGGGCGUGGUGACAUUCGGCAUGUGCCUGGUGACGCGGCUGGAGCUGGGCAUCGUGGCGGGCAUCGCCGUCAACCUGCUGUUCCUGCUCUACGCCUCUGCGAGACCCUCCGUCACUGUCACGCAUGCUGUCUCGGGCGACGGCGUGGAGCACGUGGUGGCGGCGGUGGACCGCGCGCUGUCGUUCCCGUCCGCGGAGUACGUGCGGCGCGCGCUGCGCAAGGCCGCGCCCGGCCCGCGCCCGCUCGUGCUCGACGCCACGCACGUGCAGGCCGCAGACUUCACCGCCGCAGAGGGCAUAAAAUCUCUGAUCGAGGACUUCCACGCGCGCGGCCAGACGAUAAUCUUCUACAACGUGAAGCCAUCGAUCGCCGGCAUCUUCCGCGGCGUCAAACCACGCGAGUUCCUGCACUGCUCGUGCCGCGCGCAGCUCGACCAACUAUUGCUGCGCGCGCACAAUCUUGCCAAGCAGCGGGAAAAACAGGAACCAUAGGGCGUGCGCGGCGCGACGCAGCCAUCGCAGCUAGAUAGAUCUCCGCUAGUUCCCAAGUGACAUACGACAGUAUUUAUUAGUUGAUGUACAUACGUAGCCGCGUACCAUAACGUAUUUAUUAGCCCUCUUGUAAGUUAGCUGUACUUUAGUCAUAUACGUGUGUGAUUGACGUCGUCCGGCGGACCGACAGUAAAUAAAUGUUGACUUUGUUUGUUUUCGUUAUCUACUUCUGUAGCAAGAGGAGACGCGAUUCAGUUAUAGUAAGACUAUUCCUUUAAUCGUGAAUCUCAACUCGUUUAGUGUAUACUGUAUAGCGAUCGGUAUGGCUGUGAAUUGUGUCUUCGAGAUGAUGUCGGGAUCAAUUAUAAUGUUGUUUAUGAAUAAAACGAUCGAUUGGAGAUAAUAAA